Messenger RNA from Prunus armeniaca (apricot), 1620 nucleotides. NCBI's taxonomy places the organism in Eukaryota, Viridiplantae, Streptophyta, Magnoliopsida, Rosales, Rosaceae. The record is from the annotation of a GenBank genome assembly.
AUGGGAACCACUUCAGGACCACAGUUCCUAUCGGAGGAUGGAUUACCGUACGGUAUGCCAAGUGGAGCAAGCCCCGCGCUGCACCCUAGCACUCCCUUCGGUAAUCCUCCUGCGCUUCAGACCACGGUCGAAGCAGAGCUUCUGGCUCAGAUGACCUCUCUCCGAAAGGAGAUGGCUAAACUCCAAGAACGUAACAAUCUCCUCUCGUCCAAAGUGGACGAAACCCAACGGUUGCUUAAUCAGCAGGAAACACAAAACGUUCGGACCACCGAAUCUUCCCAGAGUCAGCAGACCCCCGGUCGGCAGAGGAGGGGAAAACAGGGGGCAAAGGCAACGCCUGCGCCUUCCAAGCAGCUGGUGGUCCCAGCACCCCAGGACCAACCGCACGUACCGAAGAAGGUAUACACCGAUUGUCGUCAUCGGAUCAACGACAAGAAGGAUGCCGAACGGCAUAGGUCCCCAAUCAGACUAAACGCCAACUUGAGGGACUCCCGGAUGAGGGUCUUGGGGGAUAAAUCGCCCCUUCGGAGGGCUCAGGGUUUGGAUUCGGCGCAGGAAUCCGAUGAUGAGUACAUCCCCACCAGGGACACCGAAUCAAGCUACCGUUCGGAAGCUCCCCCGGAGUUUCGAAGGCGAGAUCACCGAUUCCGAGGAAAAGCUUCCGAAGACUUUGGUUCCGAGGACGUCCCCAGCCGAGACCCCACCAUCCGAUUACUUUUCCAAAGAAUCCAGAAGAUGGAGGAGGACCGAACCCGAUCCCAGGUCCCUGACUGGGGAAAACUUCGGCCGGGACCAUUUACCGAGCGCAUCAAGAGGUCCAGACCGGACAGGGAGGUGCAGCCGCUGCGCAUACCCUUCUAUACCGGUGUGGAGGACCCUCUGACGCACCUCCACUCCUUCCAAUCGGCAGUUGGGUGUAAGGGCCUCAGCGACGAGGGACAAUGUCUGCUGUUUCCCUCGUCCCUUACCGGAGCUGCGCUGAACUGGUUCUACCGUCUCGAGCCAGGGACACGGGACCGUUUGUACUCUGCCGACGAUCUGUACACGAUUCGGCAAAGGGAGGACGAACCCCUACGGGAAUACGUGGCGCGCUUCAGUCACGAGUACUCGAGGUGUCUCGAAACGGACGAUAGGGCAGCCUACGGCGCCUUCAAGAGUGGCCUACAGCCCUCUCACUUCGGGUACCUCGUGCACAGUAGCAACUGGCGCACGUAUGACGAAUUAAUGAAGCAGGCGGCAGUCCAUGCGAAGGCCGAAUACUUCAACUCCAAACCCGGGCCUUCGGCUCGGAAGGAGGAAUCGGCAGCCAAAAGUUAUCCAGGCCGAACCGAUGACCCGUCGGCAGGACACAAACGGAAGGACGACUGGGAUAGCCGUCAGGGAAAUUCAAAGAAAGGACGUGGGAAGUACGGACGUAACGACCACCGGGCGCCCCUACCGAAUCACGAUCGCGCUCAGGAAGUCUUCACCCUGCUGAACACGACGUACGAAACCGUUCUAAUGAACGAACGUGAUCUUUGCCGAUGCGUUCAAAGGACUGGGGAUUGCCGACAGCAUGGUCAAUCGGCAAAUCACGCCUCUCCUCAGUUUCUCUGGAGAUCUGGUACAACCGGUCGGUAG